Molecule: messenger RNA, 1119 nt
Organism: Monosiga brevicollis MX1
Lineage: Eukaryota; Choanoflagellata; Craspedida; Salpingoecidae
Exons: 5
Coding region: 1-1119 (372 amino acids)
Biological process (GO): fucose metabolic process; glycoside catabolic process
Cellular component (GO): lysosome
Molecular function (GO): alpha-L-fucosidase activity
Source: RefSeq, a predicted model, not a curated record
AUGGGCGGGAUAGUGCCCGUGCAAGCGCUCCUACUGGGGGUAUUGGCGUUGUGUCUCGUCAGACAGUUGCCAUGCGCGGCGGCGGAUAUGCCUUGCGUCCUCGAUGAACGGGGCACGGGAAGCUAUCGGUUCCCAGAGCUGCCCCAGCUCAAGGGUUGGGUGGCUUCCCAAGAAACACAGAUUGUGGCCAUUGAUGACCAUCGAGCCGGCUUGGCCGUGGCUGCCUGUCGCGCCGAAUGGAGCAAAAUGCCAUGCGCCACGAACCAAGUCCCCGUUCCUACCCCUGAACAAGCCGCAUAUCAGCGUCAUGAGAUUAUGGGCUUGACACACUUUAACAUGGCUACUUUUGUGGAGGACGGCGAUCCAGCUUGCAACCCCACCAACUGGAAUGUGGGUGUCCAUAGCUCACACGCCUCCCUUUUUGACCCCACACGGCUAAACAUCUCCAAUUGGGUUGAAAACUACCGGGCUGUGGGUGCCAAGCAUGCCGUCCUCACCGCCAAACACGGCUGCGGCUUUUUACUCUGGAAUACCUCGACCACCUUGCCAAAUGGAACGGAGCAUCCCUUUGCAGUGGCACGCAGUUCCUACCAGCCCCAUCAAGUGCAAAAUGGCCAUUGGUUUUGGCGGCCUGGAUUUGCUCUUCGCUCCGUGCAGCAGAUGGUGGAGGUGUAUCACAUGACGGUUGGCAACAAUCAGGUGCUUGAGCUGGACUUUGCGAUCAACGACACGGGCAAUGUACCAAGUGAUGCCUCGGCGGUGUACCACGCACUUGGUGCAUGGGCUCGAGCGUGCUACGGCAUGCCAGUAGCCAAUAUGAGUGGCAACAGUAGCUCAGUCUUGCUGACCUUGCCAUCGCCAGCCACUCCUGUUGAUCGAUUUAUCUUGCAGGAAGACAUUGACUUUGACGAGCGUGUGCGACAAUGGCACAUCGAUGUGCAGGUGGAAACCGGUGACUGGAUGCCCUUUGCCAAUGGCACGGCCAUCGGCCACAAACGCAUUGUCCUGGGCUCGGGGCCAAGCAGUUCGCUUACUGCAGCCCGCCUAACCGUUGACUCGGCCGUAGCUUCGCCCGUCAUUCUCGCCUUUGCGGCUUUCAAGCCCUGUCCCGAUCCCUAG